Messenger RNA from Drechmeria coniospora, 1734 nucleotides. RefSeq lists its product as uncharacterized. The record is from RefSeq and is a predicted model, not a curated record. NCBI's taxonomy places the organism in Eukaryota, Fungi, Ascomycota, Sordariomycetes, Hypocreales, Ophiocordycipitaceae. The coding region runs from base 1 to 1734 and encodes 577 amino acids. The transcript is spliced from 5 exons.
AUGGACGGGCCCAAGUUCACCUUGUAUUCGCUUCCGACGAGCCCUGCCUUGUGGGAUCGUGUGGGCGUCUUUUUCAUAUCCUAUUGUGCGGCAUGGUCCACCCUUGUGGUCGCCGGCAUGGCGUUUUGCUGGUUCAACCGGCACAGUCCUGUGCUGCGUCUGCGUGGCCUCCCGCUCUCCUUCACGGCCAUCAUCUUCCUGCACGCGUACUGGAUCUUGGCGCAGAUCACCUACCCCAUCGGACGCACGAUACCCGUCGUGCUCGCAUACGACAUCCAGUACUUCUUCAUGGGCAUCUGGUUUCCGCUAGGCAUCGCUCUAUUCCAUGCAAGCAACAGCCGUUUCUUGCACGUUGCUAAGCUGCAGCGGCAAUUUACCCUUUCUGGUGCGCCGAGGCCCGGCGUGGCGGCAUGUGAUGGCACCGGGCGGUCGUGGCUCUGUCGGUUGGGCUGCGUGACAUACACGAAGCGCGUCAUGAUAUUUGUCGGCGAUGGCAUGGCGCUUCAGGUCCUGCUCACUGUUGGCAUGUGCCUUGCGUGUCGCAAAUACCACCCGACUUUUGGCAUCCCCGGCACCGAGCUUCGCGGCACGACGAUACCGGAGCAGCUGGCGGAUCUCGGUCGGGGGUGGGAGUGGUGGCCGUCGGUGCUGUGGCAAGUCGUCUGGACUUGGAUUGUCGCCCCCGUUCUCCUCUGGAAAGCCUGGCCUAUCCGUGAUACCUUGGGAUGGCGAACACAGACCAUCGGCUGCUGCCUCUCCGGCCUGCACGCAACACCCAUGUUUCUCGUUGCCUCGUAUGUCCCUGCCUUUGAGAGGGUCAACGCGUACUUUACCCCAAGUCAAUGGAUCCACCUGUCCAUCAUGAUGCUGGAAAUCUUUACCAUUUUUGUUCCCGCCUUCGAGGUCGUGCGUCUCUGGACCCUAAACAACAAGGCGGCGGCGACCAACGCUCGGUGGGAGUCCUCGUCGCAGACCAGCACGCUGCGGACGUCGACCUCGCUCGAGUGGCCAAAGACUUCGCCGUCCUCGACGACGCUUGCGGAGAGAGGUGUGGACGUCGACAUGGGUGACGAGUUGAUGAACGACCGGCUGCUGACCAUGACGGCCCUCGACCUCACCCUCGGCGACAACCCGGGCCCUCUGCAGAAAUUUUCCGCCCUAUGCGAUUUUUCCGGCGAGAACGUUGCGUUCCUGACGCGGACGGCAGAUUGGAAGAUGUCGUUUGCUUCCGCCCUCGACGGGCCGCAGCGGCUGGAGGCCUACAACAGGGCCCUCGACAUUUACGUCGACUUUGUGAGCCUGCAAGACGCCGAGUUCCCGCUGAACCUGUCGUCGCAGGACCUGAAGCGUCUUGAAAGCAUGUUCGAAAAGGCCGUCCGCUCCAUGAGAGGCCAGGCAACGGUCAACCCUGCAACGCCCUUUGAUCUCGACGAGCCCGCCCCUGACCGGCAGCCUCGGGGUAGCCAGCCAGGAUCGGAGUACGCAGGCGAGGUGCCGGUCGACUUCGGCAUCGGCGUCUUUGACCACGCGCAGAGCCACAUCAAGUACCUCGUGCUGACCAACACCUGGCCCAAGUUCGUCGCCGAGAUGCGGCAGCGGCGAAGGGUGUCGAGCGAGAUGGGCGGCAGUCUGGUGAAGGAGACGCCGCCGACGGAGCCGAGCGUCGCCAGUGGCUUCGGCAAGGCCAUCGGCCGUUUCUCGACUGCCGUUCAAUCCAUGGUUCCGAAACGUUGA